Colletotrichum truncatum is the source of this 1896-nucleotide messenger RNA. RefSeq lists its product as uncharacterized. The record is from RefSeq and is a predicted model, not a curated record. NCBI's taxonomy places the organism in Eukaryota, Fungi, Ascomycota, Sordariomycetes, Glomerellales, Glomerellaceae.
AUGGCCGACAGCGCCGAGACACCACCCUCGCCAUCGCCGAGCGGACCCCUUAACCCAAUAACCCCAGAUCGCGCGAACCAGAAACGUGAUGCCAGGAAUCUUUUCCCAUCCCCGCGCGGCAGCGAGGGCCGCGAGAGUUCCGUCCACGACAAGAUCUCCCAGUUCAACUCCCUCGCCAUGCAGUCGAAGACCCUUGAGCGCAAGACCGCCGAUGCCGCCCUUAAGCGCGCCAUGCUCGGUCGCGAGGAAGCAGAGACCGAGGCCCGUCGCUACCGUGACGAGUGCAAAGUGCUUCGCGUCCAGCUCGAAAAGGGCAAGGAGAGAGAACAGCGCGUGAGCGAGCGAUUAGAGACCGUCAUGGAGCAGUACGGUCGCGCAAAGGAGACAUAUUCACACACAAAAGCCGCCUGGGAAAAGGAGAUUAAGCUGGCGCGUAAGAAGACUUUCAAAAACGAGUCAACCAUUAUCAAACUUCAAGAAGAGCUCAAGUCCGCCCGCGACGGCUGGCGUGCCGCUUCCGACAACCUGGACGCCGAGAAGCUGCGCUCCCAGGCGAGAGAGGAGGAGGCAUUCCAAGCCCGCUACCAGAUGGUGAGCAUGGAAGAGCAGCUAACCGAAGCUCUCGAGCGCAUUAAGCUGCUCGAGCAAGAGCGUGAUGCCUUCAAGACUUUGGCUAAGGAGGAAGAGGUCGCUCGCAUCGCCGCCGAGGGCCGUAUUCCCCUACCAAAGAAUGACGCAAUGGUCGACGACGAGUUUGCGUCACCAAGGAAGAGACCUCGCUUCUCGCUCUCGACCGUGGACAUUGUUUCAUCUGCCGCCGGCGAGGAGGAGAUUGAGGAGCUGAGCAUGCAGGUCUCCUGGGAGCGACAACGCGCCGACCGCGCCUACGAGAUGGUGGAUUUCAUGAGGGCUGAGUGCGAGCUGCGAUGCUGCGCCUGUGCCAAGUCCCUCAAGAGAAAAAGUAUGUCCUCAUCACCUAGACAGAGCAUGGCCUCCAACAGGCCAAGCAUCCUGUCGCCACGCAGAAGACUCAUGCCCCCGGCUGAAAUCGCCGAUGCCAGUGAUUUGGUAAUUCUCGGUGAAGGACGGGACUCGUUUCCGGAUCGCAGGGCGUCUUUGAGGGCGUCCCAGACGCCUCCUGGCGAAGGUGAUGUUGUCAAGAAGUCUGGAGCCUACAGAAGAUCAAAGGAGGAGAGGCAAAGCACCAUCUUCUGCCCUCGUGAGGGUAUCUUCCGCACUGUUUCGCAGCAGGAAGCUGACGAAAUCGAGGCUCAGAGGGAAAAGGAGAUGCAGGCGCUGGACGACAGUGAGCCCUCGCCGAAUGAGCCUCCCACGCCUGUUGAGGCUCCUCUGAGGUUCUCUCGCACCCCUUCUCUCGACCCCCCCGCCUUUGCUGUUCUUGCCCAGGAGCGCAUGUCACUGGCUUCACUCCUGAACGCCCCCCACGGCGGUGGUGACGGCGAAGUCCACACCGCUCCUCUGCCAUCCAUCCCCACGAUGCCCGACACUCCCGCACGCCCCGAAUCCCGCGCAUCCAGAAGUCCAUCCCCUACUGCUGGCGACACCGUUCGCCCACACACCGCCGCAGCCUUCUACACGAAGACGACGACAACGACGGUACCCGUCCGUGACGAUAAGCCACGACCGAUCUCCAAGUAUGAGCGCGGCCGCACACCCUCGGGCGAGUCUCAAAUGUCUUUCGAUGUCAACAACCCGGCUAUGACCCCGACCAUGACCCGUGAGGAGGCCCUGGCCCGCAUUCGCGAGCGCCGCGGUCGUGCGAAGUCUAUCGCUCAGGGCACUGCGACGCCGAGGCGAAAGAUGAUUGAAGGCGCCGGAGAGCGGCGAGAUGUUAGCGCCCCCGCCGGCCAACCGGUUCCCAAGGCCAGGGCAUAG